Molecule: messenger RNA, 690 nt
Organism: Trichobilharzia regenti
Lineage: Eukaryota; Metazoa; Platyhelminthes; Trematoda; Strigeidida; Schistosomatidae
Source: the annotation of a GenBank genome assembly
AUGGCUGGUGAUCCCAGAUUAAGAACAAGAUUUGAAUCACUGCUACUAGAAACAUUAAAAGAUUUUAUUCAAUUACACAGUUCAUUGAACACCAAUGAUAACAGUGAUUUAUCAUCCCUUGAACUUUCAGUUCAUUUAUUCGCUGGUGCAUUAUUUAUACAAUCUGGUCAUCCAGUAAUUAUUACAGGUCCAUAUGGUUCUGGUAAAUCUCAACUAGCUAUUGCAAUAAAUCAAAAUUACAGUAGACAAAGAAGGCUGAAUAAAAGCAAAAUCAAAUCAUUCCGAAUGAAUUCCGUAGAUUUUGUUGGAAAGAUUUCUUCAACACUGAAAUAUUCAAAGGAGGGUGAAAAUAUCAAUAAGAUUCAUACACUACAUGGAUCUGUGUUGAAUGAAAAUAAAUUCAUGAAUAAUAUUAUCAUUUUGGAAGAUGUACAUUUGGUAUCAAAGAGGCCAGAAUUGCAAAGGAUGUGGAGUCAAGAACUACGUUAUCAUAUGAUGACAAUUAAUUCAAAGGCAUUUGGUUAUUCUUCCCUACCUUCGUCGUUUACCUCUUCAUCCCUCCCCUACACUUCAUCUUCAUCAUCGGCAUCACUACACUGCAGGAGUUCACAAGAUAGUGUUCUACCAAUUAUAACAACUUUAGAUAACCAUCAAUCUGCUCAAACACACUGGAUUUUCCAACUAAAUUGA